UCCAGCCGUGAGAUGUCUGCACCCGUACGGUGUCCACAAUGCGGCUCCUCCGAUAUUGUGGAAGAUGCUCAUUACGCUCAGGAGCAGAUGGUGUGUGCAGACUGUGGCUGUAUCCUGACAGAGGGGGUCCUCACCACCACCCAGCAUGAGGAGAGCUUCCUGCAAGCUGUACGGUUUUCAGAGAGCACUGGGCAGAAUGAUUCCAUCAGCAAAACUAAGCUCAAAGGCAUCAUCCGUGUCAGAAAUCUCUGCAAAGUCCUUCGGCUUCCAGACACCUUUGCAGACACUGCAGUGUCGUAUUAUGAACAGAUCUUCUACCACCCUAUGUGCCACUUUGUUAGUCAGGAGAAGAAGGAAGCCAUUAUGGGGUGCUGUGUGUAUGUAACAUGCCGGCAGCAUCAUUGGCCUCUCACUAUGGGCACCAUCUCCUCCUUGCUCUACUCAAAAGACGAACUCUUCAGCGAAAUGUUCCGAAAGCUGAUACUAGCUCUGAAGAUUGACAUCCCAUCUUUGAGCCUACAGGACCUGGUGAAGAGUCACUGCAAUAGUCUUAGGUUAUUCCAGAAGGCUCCGACUGCUCCUCCCAAAUAUGUCGAGAAUCUGGACAAUGUAUUACAACGAGCACUACACAUAGUGGAACUGGCUGCAGAAACCUGGCUGGUAACUGGACGUCACCCUAUCCCUAUUAUCACGGCAGCUGCUUAUCUUUCCUGGCAGUCCCUCAAACCUGCCCAGCGCCUCUCCUGCACAUUAACUCAGUUUUGCAAAUUGUGUGAAAUAGACUUUCCAAAUCCAGCACCUCUGCGACUGAAUGAAUUUAUAGACACAUUUCUCAAACUGGCCCAACAGCUGCCCUGGCUAAAGAUGCUGUCGCUCAACAAGAAGACUGUGAUACAGCACUUGGGAGACAUCCUAAAGCACCGGGCUUAUCUUCAGCAGCCGAGCCGUACCGCAGCCUCUGAGCAGCCGAGCCGUACCGCAGCCUCUGAGCAGCCGAGCCGUACCACUCCUUUUCUCCCUCCAUGCAUGAUGAAAGCAAAGAAACGAAGUUACAGCAGUGCUUUUUUGGAAGACCAGCACAUCACUGGAGAUGAGGAAAUAUUGGACAGUGAAAUAGAGCAAUAUCUCAGGACUCCGGCUGAGAUCAAAGAGAUUCAGCAGUUUGAGGCUAAGAUGACUCCAUAA
Molecule: messenger RNA, 1185 nt
Organism: Nanorana parkeri
Lineage: Eukaryota; Metazoa; Chordata; Amphibia; Anura; Dicroglossidae
Gene: BRF2
Product: BRF2, RNA polymerase III transcription initiation factor 50 kDa subunit
Biological process (GO): transcription initiation at RNA polymerase II promoter; transcription preinitiation complex assembly
Cellular component (GO): transcription preinitiation complex; nucleus
Molecular function (GO): TBP-class protein binding; RNA polymerase II general transcription initiation factor activity
Source: RefSeq, a predicted model, not a curated record